Molecule: messenger RNA, 3891 nt
Organism: Mauremys mutica (yellowpond turtle)
Lineage: Eukaryota; Metazoa; Chordata; Testudines; Geoemydidae
Gene: G2E3
Product: G2/M-phase specific E3 ubiquitin protein ligase
Exons: 17
Coding region: 427-2685 (752 amino acids)
Cellular component (GO): nucleus
Molecular function (GO): ubiquitin-protein transferase activity
Source: RefSeq, a predicted model, not a curated record
UGCCCCCGGGGACGCAGCAGGACGCGCCCCUCGCCAGGCUCCUCGAAAGCUGCCUAGGAGGAGCGCGCAUCACAGUGAUCCGCUGCUAGGCGGCAGCCGCCGAGCGCCGAUCACAUCGAUCAACAGCCAAGCGCAAGCAGCCGACGGCCGAGACAGCCUGCCAGGUUCGGGGCGGGCUUUGGCGCCUCGCUUCCGGGACGCCAGCGGAUGUUGGGGUUUGAAUCGGGUGGCGGUUAUGAUACUGCUGAGCCUUCGGCGUGAGGCUCGGAGCUGGGGAUGCUGCUUGCGGAGCUGCCGUAUGGUCCCUCAGUUCGAGUGCCCUAGAAGAUUGAAGACCUUGAGGGUGCCAGUGGCCAUUGCUGAGUGAGAAAAAACAUCUUUCAAGAGAAGUUCCAAAGAGUAAACAGCUAGAAGAAAGGUACUAGAAUGAAUGAAAAUACCCUCUGCCACUUCCAAAGCCCAGCCUGUGUCCUCUGUCAACGAACUGAUGACUGUCCCGAAAAAUAUGGAGAAAAGAGAACUUACAAGGAAUACAAUCUCACUAUUCAUUACUACUGCUUGUUGAUGUCAAGUGGAAUUUGGCAGAGGGGUGAAGAAGAUGAAGGAGUUUAUGGGUUUUUAAUCAAGGACAUUAGGAAAGAAGUAAACAGAGCUGCAAAACUGAAAUGUAAUAUCUGUAAGAAAAAAGGUGCUUCGAUUGGAUGUGUAGCACCCAAAUGCAAACGAAGUUAUCAUUUCCCUUGUGGGGUUCAAAGGGAAUGCAUUUUCCAAUUCAUGGAACAAUUUGGGUCAUAUUGUUGGGAGCACCGGCCAGUUCAGAAACUUCCAUCUGAUGAAUCUAGAGGCUCUUCACAGUGUACAAUAUGCUUGGAAUUUGUGGAGCACUUUCCAAUGUACAAUAUACUAAAAAGUCCUUGCUGUAAAAAUGCUUGGUUUCAUAGAGACUGCUUGCAGUAUCAAGCUCUCAGUGCUGGGGUAUUUUUCUUUAGGUGCACAGUGUGCAAUAAUAAAGACAAAUUUCAGAAUGAAAUGUUGAGAAUGGGAAUACACAUUCCAGAAAAAGAUGCAUCCUGGGAACUUGAGGAGAAUGCAUAUCAAGAUCUUCUGCAGCGUUACCAACACUGUGAUGCUAGAAGAUGUCUGUGCAGGAAGGGGAGAGACUAUCAUAAACCUGAUAGUAAAUGGGAAAUCAAAUGCUGUCAGUGUUGUGGUUCCCGUGGGACGCAUUUGGCCUGUUCCCCAAUAGAGUCAUGGGAGGAAAACUGGGAAUGUAUAGAAUGCAGAAGUAUCUUCGCUAAGUCAGGGAAUUACCAAAAUCAGAAAAAACGCUCGUUGGCUACCUCAGAAAAAAUAGACGUUACUGGUCGUUUGUUGGAAGAGCCCUCUCCCAAAUGCCCCAGACAGUCACCAGGAUCCCAGCACAGCUUUCUUCUCAGCUUUUCCCUUUCCAGGUCACCAAAGAUGUUGUACAAGGAGUCAAGCUGUUCAGGCACAUUAUUAGACCUUCCAGCAUCUAAUAAGAUGGUUAUGUCCAUAUCCCCACUGAUCAAUUCUUCAUCAAGGAAUCUAUCACUAAGAAGAAUGCAACUAAGAAUACAAAAAAGAGAAGCUUCUAAUAUACUGAGGGAGUUAAAGUUACAGGUUAAUAAUACAAAAACUACAAGACUGAACAUCAACAGAGACAAUAUCUGGAGUAGUGCCUUAAAAGGAUUCAGAGGGCGAAACUUCAAUCCUGCAAACACUAUGGAAGUGAAGUUCACAAAUUGCAAGGGUAGAGUAGAGACAGAUAUUUUUCAUGGAUCAAAACAUGAGUUUUUCCGAUUAUUAAUGCUUCAUCUUCAGAACUCAUCACUAUUUGAGGGCUCUUCCUCAAAGAACUUAUCUCUUGAUUCUCAAGCUAUAAAAGAGAAUUUAUACUAUGAAGCUGGCAAAAUGAUUGCAGUUUCUUUGGUUCAUGGUGGUGUACCUCCCAGUUUCUUUUCCAAAACUCUGUUUAACUGUCUUGUUUAUGGACCAGAGAAUGUGAAACCAACAGUGGAAGAUGUUGCAGAUUUUGAUGUAGCACAGACAAUAAAAAUGAUAAAAUCAUCAAGAACUCUGGCCAGCUUAAAAUCUACAAUAAGUGACUGCUAUGAAUAUCUUACUAUUGCUGGAUGUUUAAGACCUAUGACAACUCUAUGUGAUAAGGAUAUGUUGGUGAACGACUUACUGAUCUAUCAUGUAAUUAAGCGAGUUCAUUCACCUUUUGAAAGCUUUAGGCAAGGUUUGAAAACUCUUGGUGUACUGGAAAAAUUACAGAUGCAUCCUGAUGCGUUCUCUAGCAUAUUGUGUCACAAACCCGAGAGACUUUCAGCAAGAAUUCUUGGUGAUCUCUUUACAAUCCACUGUUUAUCAGGUGUAAACAAAGUCAAAGGUGUUGAUUUCUGGAUGGGUUAUUUACAAGAUGUGGAAGGUGAUGAGUCUGCAGCAACACUGGAAGACAUUCUGGUCUUUGCAACUGGUACCAGUUCUAUCCCACCCAUUGGUUUUGAGCCUGACCCCUCAGUUAAAUUUCUGCCUAUAAAAUACCCUGUUGGAAACAGACAACUUAACUGCUUAGAACUUCCAAUAACAAAGACGUAUGAGCAGUUUAAAAACAAAAUGGACUUUGCCAUCAGCAGCGCACUAAGACUAGAAGUAGAAUAAAUUUUUUUUGUUACUAAAGUCGAUGUCAUGAAUUCAAUUUUUCUGUUUGUGGGAUCUUCCUUCUUGUGAGCUGCUAUUACAUUUCUGAGCAUUGAUACCCUCUUUUUCCAUCUCAGUUUUCCCCCACUGGUUUACAAAAAUUGAUUUUGUUGUUUGUCCAAUUUAUUGCUCUAGUUUGGAACUUACCAGAUAGUCUAAGCCCAAAUAAGAUUUUUGUAAUUGGUCAUUUUAAGUUACAAAACUGUUUUUAAAAGUUGUAUUGGUUUAAUGCAUAUGCUCAGAAAUCAAACUUGUUUGCAGUUUUUUCAAGUGGAAAAAAAUAAUUGGACACGUCACUAGAGCAGUAGGCUAAAACGACAUUUAAAUUUGGAAAGUCAGUAGUUAGUGUACUUGUGUGCUGAACUUUUGAAGAUUAUACUACAAGAUAUAGAAAUUAAAAUUGAUAUAAAGACAUUUUCAGACUAAAAUUGGGGAUGUAAUAUUUUUAAUAUCUAUUGAAUCAUGUUCUUGUUGAAGUCAGAGUUUUGCCCUUGACUUCAAGGGGAACUGAUAGCAUAACACUUAAAAACUGCCAAUUUUGCUAUAGAUAUAUAUGCAAGGUUAUAAGUAUUUUCAGCAUGCUGUUCCCUAUCAGUAAGUAUAGGUAAUGCUCUACACACUGAAGUAACGUGAUUUAUCAAAGUCAAAGCAGGCACAUUUUUAAGGGUGAUCAACUCUAGAUUUUUAUAAUGUCUUUGAAAUAGCGGUGAUGGGACACUGCAUCAAUUCUACGGGUGUUUUUUCAGUUUGACAUUCAGUAAAUAUUUUUUUCCUUUUUAAAUAUUAAUGAUGUAUUAAAUCUACAGAAGAGAGAAAAUGUGGAGUUUAAAGCUGUUACUUUGUGUCCUUGGAAAAAUCAACCACAGUUCAGGGAAGACCAAGGAAAAUAAUGAAGUUUGAGAACUAAAUUUGCUUUUACUCUAAAUUUCUUGAUUCUUUGGGGUUUAAAUUAAAUCUUCGUCAUUUGCACAUGGAUUUUUAUAUAUCAGUGUUACGCUAUAAAUUGUUAUACAGAGUCAAAGGAAUAAAUAAAAUUCAGAAGUAAGAUCUGAAAGUGUGACUCUAAUAAGUGUUUUAAAAACUAAACAUGAAAUUAUUAGCCUUACAGCUAUUUCUGCGGUUUAUUCCCACUAUGCUAGUUAGAACAAGAUGUUCACAUUUUACUGG